Molecule: messenger RNA, 5061 nt
Organism: Corapipo altera (White-ruffed manakin)
Lineage: Eukaryota; Metazoa; Chordata; Aves; Passeriformes; Pipridae
Gene: LSM11
Product: LSM11, U7 small nuclear RNA associated
Exons: 4
Coding region: 1-858 (285 amino acids)
Biological process (GO): mRNA 3'-end processing by stem-loop binding and cleavage
Cellular component (GO): U7 snRNP
Molecular function (GO): U7 snRNA binding
Source: RefSeq, a predicted model, not a curated record
AUGGAGGAGGACGAGGCGGGCGCGGAGCCGCGGGGUCCCCCCGGGCGCCACCGCUCGCCGAGCCCCGGCCGCCUGGACGUGAGCUCCAGCCGCUUCGACCCGCUGCUGGCGCUCUACUCGCCGCGCACGCCGCUGCCCUUCCCCGCCGCGCCCUGCUUCAACAACCUCGCCGCCUACGAGAGCUUCCAGCGCGGCCUGCGCCGCCCGCGCGGCCGACGUUCUCUUUCUGUUUUAGUCCAUGAAGGCAGCCCUCUGGGGGAACUUCAUCGCUGUGUCCGAGAUGGUGUCAAAAUCAACGUUCACAUCCGCACUUUCAAAGGGCUUCGUGGAGUCUGCACAGGGUUUCUGGUUGCAUUUGACAAAUUCUGGAAUAUGGCCCUGACAGAUGUGGAUGAGACUUACAGGAAACCAGUAAUGGGCAAAGCUUUCUAUGCAGAACCUCAGCUCACACUGACCCGACUGUUUGACAGACUCAAACUUCAGGAGUCCUCGGGGAAGAAGGGAGCUGACUCAAAGACUGUCUCAGAGGAGCUGACCCUGACAAGUGACUCUCAGACACUGGGAUCAAAAGUUGGGUCAGGACGAGGGAGAGCAGAAGAGGAGCAUGAGAGGCAGAAACACUCGGGCAGAGCUGGAGAAAAGAAGACACCAGGUGACAGUUUGGUUGCCAGAGGUGAAGCUGAUGUGGGCAGCAGGACUGCCCACACAGAGGGUGCCAGUGCUGGUGGCACCCGUGCACGAAGCCAGUCCCGGAGGAAAAGGCGGCCCAAAGUGGAUUAUCAACAGGUGUUCACACGGCACAUAAACCAGAUUUUUAUUCGAGGAGAGAAUGUCUUGCUUGUCCAUUUAGCACAUUGACUUGGCUGAGCUUUGGUCAGCAUAUUUGUUUGAUAGCAUGACUUGCUGCUGCAGCUCCCAUUGCUAUUUAAAGUUGUCAUUGAGUUUGAUGGUACCAUGGCUGGUUUCCCAUUGCCAUAACAAGGUAGGGGAAAUAAUUGUAAGUAGGGCAUCCUGAGCUUGAUGCCAGAGCAGCUUCCUUAGAUCCCUGUUGGGGGUUUCAGGACAAGGUCAGCAAUGGAGUUGUUUCUGUGAUAUGAGGGAGGUAAGCACAGAUCCUAGUGCUCCUUAAAAAGAAGCUAAAUGGAGAGUGUUGGAAGAGAAUUUUGGUGUAAUCUGUUAUAGGAGCUACUUGUGGCACAUGUUUAAGGAGCUUAAGAUCUCCACCUGCAAGGAAUCAGAAAUGCUCUUUUGCAUGUUCUGAGAAAUCUCAAGAGGAGAUUGCUAAUGAAACCAAUAGUUUAUCUGCUGCUGUUACAUGGGUGUCCUCUUUUCCAGACAUAAUUCUGAGAGUCAUUUUGAAACAGUUUGUAAAAAGAUGGAGUGACAUACUGCUGAUGGCUAUUACCCUGUGUGAUAGAAAACCUCUUAAUUGAAAACUGCUCGUCUAAUGUGAGUGAUGACAGGACUGUAAUUUGUUUUCCAUAUCAAAGCUUGGGCUUCUCUUUGUAGUGCUGUGCUUUGGCCCUGUGUCACCAGCAAGCAGGUGAUGUAGCUGAUCCAGGGGCCUCCAUAUUUGGGGUUUUUCUGUGAAUGCUGUGGAUGCAGAUGGAAAAUUGUACUGUUACAUUUCAUCCAUAUACUACUUAGUGUAAUAGUGAAGCUGGCAAAGGUGUAGGGUUUUUCUCAGAUGUGUUUGUGCUGAGCACACUUGUACUGUAUCUAAGAGCCUUUCAAGCUCUCUAUCAAAACUAAACUAGAGGUGCUGUGUCUCCAGCAAUUCCCAUGGAGCAGAAGUCUUCAUGGGUCUUCCCUGUCCAUGUGAAUGAUGCAUCAUCUAAUUCCAGCUGAACUGAGCUUCGGAGGUGUGGCUGAAAAUGUUUUGAAGUAUAAAAGUCAAAGUCAACUCAUCAGUGUUUUAUUUUAACAAGACUAUUAAAGCCAGGGUUCUGCAGGUAUAAACUAAUUUCCAAGAGAGUCAUGUAGAGAAGUUUCAGGGUAAAUGAAGCUGUUACAUUAUCUAGUCUGUUUGCUUCAUUGUCCAAGGACACUAGAAUUCAUGCUGCUAUUCCUGUAUUCAUCUCAACUGCCUUGUGCUUUGCAGCAGCUCCAUGUGUUUAGGAUGAAGUUGGGAAAUUGCUUUAUAUCAGGUCUUGUAUUGCAUAUAGGGGUUAUAAGUUCUCAAACUGAGUGACUGUUCUGUGGGUGACGUAGAUGCAAAUGCAGCAUUCUGCUUGCUUGUCUUUAGGGGGAUGUCUGGUGUUUGGGUGAAUCACAGAAAUCAUUUAGCAGGAGUUCCUGGACACACAAAGCAGCUGGUUUUGCCUCUGGGGGAGCCUGAAGCUUCUGUCAACAUUUCAUGUGACAGGGGGCUUGGACAGCUGAUGAGCUGAGCCAGUGAGCUGCAAACCCUAGUUCAGCCUGGGACAGAAGUGCUUUAAUAAGAAUAAAAAGUACUGUUGAGGCAAAACAGUUUCAUCAAGAGCAAAAAAGAAAAGAAAAAGUGAAAUACUAUCUACAGCUUCUUAUUAUACAUUGCUUUAUUGUAAUCCCUUCCCACUAUGAACUGAGACCACUGAAAAUAUUCUUCUCUUAGAGGCUCUUGUUUCCUCUCCUGUACUGUUCUUGUUUGUGUUCCUGUGCUCUGCAGUUUUUCCCUUUUUUUCUUCCCCCUUUCUCCUGUCAGUACUUUGUCUCUUCAGGAUAUUCUAAACCCUGGUUUAUUAAGACUGUUCUUGUAUUCAUCCCUAGUUGUUCUGGCUUUCUGAACCAUUCUUGGUUGGCUUUUUGUGUGGUUCCCAACUAACCAGAACCCUCACAAAUUACUAGAAACAUGCAAAGCUAGAAACAAGGUGCUUAUUUCUGCUCCUGACUUCCCAGCAGCUUUUAUUGCAAGUGAAUAUUUUCUUCGUUCUGUUUUUGAUUGUGGGGUUUUUUUCCCCCUCACUUUUCUGACAGUUUUGUUUUUAUUUCAGCUGCUUAGGAUGACUCCUCUCUACCUUUUCCAUUCAUGCCAGAGGCUGCUGGUUUUGACAUCUCCUCUUUCCUUCAUAUUUGCCCAAAGGAUGUCAGACUACCCUCAGGCCUGUGUACUACGACAUCUAAUUGAAUUCUUGCUUUUCUUUACCUCAUGUUCUUAAUUCUAUUUGUCUGCUUUGUAUUGCCUUGUGCAUUAAACAAGGUACAGCUGCCAUGAAUGUUCUUGUGGCUGUGCCACCCUCCUUCCUUGUUGAUUGACACUUCCCCAAGUUCUCAGUUGCUACUGGAAGUCUCAGUGUUUCCUUUAAUCAGAAGGUUUUCUCUGAAACCUUGCAGGUGUUUGUUGCUUCACAUCUACAAGUUCCUUUGUUUGCAUUUUAUGAAAAAUACUGGUGCUUAGACUUGCGUUUGUGCCUUGAUUUUUGUAUCAUCCCUAACCUGUUCUUCCAGAAUCAUCACCUUGGUCAGCAAACCUGGUUAAAAACUAUAGUUUGUCUACUUUUUUUGCACUACCUCAUUACUAAAAUGGUCCUCCUCUUAUCUGUGAAGUUGGUUAAAAUUCUCUCUUCCAAUUUAGAUUUUAUGGUUUCUUUGUUGGUUCUUUGUUUGUUUCCAACUUUUCUGUCCACCUUUCUCCUUAUUUCCAAGCUGCUUCCUAAAUACAGCUGCCUUUUCUACAACUUCAGAUCUUCCAAAAUGUCUUCCUUUUCCCACUUUUUCUGGCAUUAAAGCGCAUUAUUAAAACGGUACUUUAUGGAUUUUGUCUCUUUCAAGCAUCAUGAUUGUGAUUAAGCAAGUGAUCCUGUAUGUGUGCUGUCACUUGCAUGUUUAAAACUUCAGAUAAUGUUGCUCUUUAAAUAAAAUUGAAUGUCAUGUUCUGAAAUGCAUUCUUCUACCUCACUUAAGUAUUCACAUAAAUCUGUUCCAAAAAAAAAAAAAAAGAAAACAACCCUUGGAAACAAAUGAGCUUUGGUUUUGGUUUUGUGUUGGUUUUUUUUCUGGGUUUUUCUGUCCAUGUUUUUUUUUUCCAAACUCAGCAUCAAAUGUUUGUUCAAAAAGCUGUCUGCUCCCAGCCUUCCCUCUCUUGGUUGCAGUGUCACAAAGAUGCUGUGAGCAAAGACACACCAAAGGAAUGAGGAGUAGGAGCAGGAGGCAGUCCUAGGAGACAGAAAGAUGUGUGAGAGCAAAAAAGGUUUGGGCAGAUAUGAAGAACCUCUGAAAAGGAUCCACUGGUUCCCUGUCCCAUAUUUCUAGGACUUUGCUCAUCCUGGUGCUUAGUGGUGUUUCCUAAAGUCUGUUUGUGGUGAGGUACUGAAUUAUAGGGAGCAGUUUUUUUUCAAUAAUUUUGAAGGAGUGUUGGGAUAAUUUGAGAAACUUUUCGGAUAAUUUCUAAAACAGCAGACAAGUCUGAAAUUUGUGAAAUGUGGCGAUGCCAGGUGCAGAAAUGAUGUAAUGCCAUGGUCUUGGAACGUGAUGUCACAGAGAUAUCUCAUGGUGUCUUCGUGUAUCUUUCCAUUCCCAACACAGUCCAGCAGGGAGCCAAGUCUCAGUUUUAAGAGUGGCAGUUUUAUUUGUACAGUGAAGUGGUUUUGCCCAGUUUUUACCUAACACUUCUUAACCAGGGCUGUGGUAGUAGAAGAGGUAAGGCUGAGGGAAAAAAGGAGCUUGUAAAAAAGUGUGGGUUUAGUUCCUUCUCUCAGCUGACUUGUCCAGCUUGUUAAUUGCCUGGAAGUUUUUUCCCUGAUCUAGAGAGGUACUUAGCAUGUCCUCCCCAGGUGAUUAAUGAAUUAAUCAGUGAGUGCUGUUUUCCAUCUGCUUCUUGUCCUUCAGUUUUUGGAUUCGUUGUUUCUUCUGCAGCUUUCCCUCAGCAGGGCAAGAUCUCACCAGGAAUAAACCUGACUGCCUGCUGAUUUUUCCCCCUCCCUAAGGAGUGUUAGCCCACCUAGUUUUGAAUCCAGAUAGCCUUUCCCUGUUCUUGAUUUUCAUGAUGUUCUCUUCACACUUCUGGAAUUAUUUGGUCAGAAGAAUUAUUUGUCUUGGAUAAUAGUACUUUUGGAAGCAAACUGAAAAAUUUUUGAAAAAUAA